AUGAUUCGCGGGUACCAUCCGAUACUUCAGGCGUUAUUCGCCUCACUUUUCACAUGGGGCGUGACGGCACUCGGCGCGGGCGUCGUGUUCAUCAGCCGGACGCAGUCGACAAAGUUAUUAGAUAGUUCGCUCGGGUUCGCGGCGGGUGUGAUGAUCGCAGCUUCUUUCUGGUCGCUUCUGGCCCCGGCCAUCGAUAUUGCCGAGGAGACUGCGGGAUCGUUCGCCUUCGUCCCGGUGGCCGUCGGCUUUAUCUUGGGCGCCGUGUUUGUGCAUUAUGCCGACCGGAUGUUGCCGAGUUGCCUGGUGGCUGAGGAGCACCUGAUGGAGUCUCUUCACAUGAACCAGACGGAGACGCAGCUCUCGCUCGUGGCACGAGCCGACGGCGAGGAGCCAGCGGCAGCCAACGGAAAAGGGAAUGCGAGGCACGAACCGCUGGAAGACCGCGAGGUCGGGCUGGAUAGGAAUCGAGCCGGUUCGUCGGUCGUCGCUCCGGAGAAUGCAAUUAGCGACGAUAUGAAGAGCCAAAGCUGGCGCAGAAUUAUGCUGCUCGUGUUGGCCGUCACCGUCCACAAUAUUCCGGAAGGGCUGGCUGUUGGUGUCGGCUUCGGAUCGGUGGGCAAAAGUGAGAAGGCGACGUUCGACACCGCGUUCAACCUGGCCCUCGGAAUAGGGUUGCAGAAUUUCCCCGAGGGGCUGGCCGUUUCUCUCCCCCUGGCAGCUUUCGGGCGCUCCAAGUGGAAGGCCUUUUGGUGGGGCCAGCUGUCGGGCAUGGUCGAGCCGAUCGCCGCGUUGAUGGGCGCCGCCCUCGUGGUGAUGAUGGAGCCCGUGUUGCCGUACGCGCUCGCCUUCGCCGCCGGCGCCAUGAUUUACGUUGUGGUUGACGACAUUAUCCCCGAGGCGCAGCGCAACGGCAACGCCAAAUGGGCCUCCGUCUCGUGCAUCAUCGGCUUUGUGGUGAUGAUGUCGAUGGACGUCGGCCUGGGA
Mesorhabditis spiculigera is the source of this 984-nucleotide messenger RNA. Lineage: Eukaryota; Metazoa; Nematoda; Chromadorea; Rhabditida; Rhabditidae. The record is from the annotation of a GenBank genome assembly.